AUGAAUCUCGUUCGACAGAUCCGCUUCCUUCAGGUUCUUAUUGCGGUCGCCACCGGUAGCAAGGUGGACUCUGCAUGUAAUCUUUUACACUCACUGCUGUCAGACAAGGUCGUUUUCCCAGGUAGUGGACCGUACAAUGAGUCAAUUGGUUCAUAUGCAUACGCAGGGGCACGGGUUCUACCCACCUGUGUUGCGGCCCCGGCGUCUACAGCAGAUGUCUCCUUGAUCGUCAAGACCCUUGGCGAGUGUGACUCGGUCCCUUUCGCAAUCCGCAGCGGAGGGCACAGUUCGAAUAAAGGCUUUGCUAAUGCUGAAAACGGCAUCACCAUCGAUUUGCGCGCCAUAGACGAAGUCCAGCUCUCUGAGCACGACGGCACCGUGUCCAUCGGAGCCGGCGCCUUAUCGCAACCUGUGUACGACGCGGUGGAACCCAAAGGCCUCUCCGUUCAAGCAGGUAGGAUUGGAGACGUAGGAGUCGGCGGUCUGAUAACAAACGGAGGCGUCAGCUUCUUUUCUCCUGAGCGCGGCUGGAUCUGCGACGACGUCACGAACUUCGAAGUCGUCCUGGCUUCCGGUGACGUCGUCAACGCAAACGCUACAUUCCAUCCGGACCUCUUUGUCGCUCUCAAGGGCGGCGGGAACAACUUCGGCGUCGUCACGCGCUUCGACUUGAAAAUCUUCCCCCAUGGUCCGCUCUGGGGCGGCCUCGUUGUGUUUCCCCUCGCUGACGACGUCGUGAAGCAAUUGUUAGAUGCGUUUACUGAGAUCAAGGACCCAAAGAACUUUGAUCCGCAUAUUGCGGGCUGGGUUCUGUUCCAGUAUGGAUCCGAGCCGAAUGCUGUCGCUUCGACGGGCAUGUACUAUACGCGUCCUGAGGCGGUAAAUGAGAGCCUAGCGCGGACCUUGACGGAUAUCAAACCGCAACUGUAUGACACCUUACGGAAUGACACUGCCGGAGCAUUCGCGAAGGAAUUGACUGCGGGAUCCGGCGCAUCGAAGUUCCAUCGACACUGGGCCGCCAUCACCAUCGCCAUCUCGCCCACGAUACUCUCCCGCAUCCGCACCUUCUGGAACGAGACCUCCAUCUCCCUCGUUGCCGAUUUCCCCACCGCAAAUCUCUUGACUUCUUACGUUCUGCAGUCAAUGCCCCCGGUUCCCUCUACGCCUAAUAGCCUAGGCUUCCCGCCGGACUCUCACCCUGAGAGGAACCUUAUAAGUGUAGAGGUCAUUCUGGAUUUCGAGGAUGGUGCCGCUGCGGAGCGUUUGGUGAGCGCGAGCAAGGAGAUGGUGAAAGGGAUCGAAGGAAUUGCGCAGGAAGAGGGCGCGUUGAGAUCGUUUAAAUAUGCGAAUUACGCGGGCGCGUGGCAGGAUGUGCUGGGAGGUUAUGGGGAGGAAUCGGUCCGGCUGAUGAGGGAGGUGAGCAAGAAGUAUGAUCCUGAGGGUGUCUUCCAGCGGCAGGUUAAGGGUGGGUUCAAGCUUUUUGCUUGA
This is a messenger RNA of Trematosphaeria pertusa, 1488 nucleotides long. RefSeq names its product FAD-binding domain-containing protein. Lineage: Eukaryota; Fungi; Ascomycota; Dothideomycetes; Pleosporales; Trematosphaeriaceae. The record is from RefSeq and is a predicted model, not a curated record. The coding region runs from base 1 to 1488 and encodes 495 amino acids. The transcript is spliced from 4 exons. Gene Ontology annotation, molecular function: FAD binding.